Dibothriocephalus latus is the source of this 471-nucleotide messenger RNA. The record is from the annotation of a GenBank genome assembly. NCBI's taxonomy places the organism in Eukaryota, Metazoa, Platyhelminthes, Cestoda, Diphyllobothriidea, Diphyllobothriidae.
AUGGCAGAUAUUGGUAAAGGCAUGCAGCUGGGUCUGUCCUGGGCAAAGACAGGUGCCGGCAAGCUACCCGACGGUGCCAUUCAGACACAGCCCGGUGUCUACGUAUGUCGCGCCUGGCAUGAGGGUGAACAAAUCCCCGGCAAGUACGUUCCACGUUAUGCGCUCGCCUACGUCCCCUAUGCAGGCAUGGAACAUCAAAUGAAAGAGUGCGAAGUUCUCUGUGACAGUAGCUGCCCCGGGCAAUCUCGCUGCUACGACUGGGUGCCGGCUACUGGAGGUCAAGUGCCCGAUAAAUCCCUUGUGGCAGGCAUAGCUGCUGAUGGAAGACCCUUGUACAUCGCUAAAGCCCAAAUAAAGGAUGAGGUUUGUGGAGGAAAGGUUAGUAAAUUUUAUUUGUUGAUUCCCUCCCCGUCAACGUUUGCUAAACGUAUGGCUUUAUUAUUAACCGCAGUAGGUUUGCUGCCUGUCUGA